Molecule: messenger RNA, 3624 nt
Organism: Symbiodinium sp. CCMP2592
Lineage: Eukaryota; Dinophyceae; Suessiales; Symbiodiniaceae
Source: the annotation of a GenBank genome assembly
AUGCGAAAAAAAGCAUCGAACACCACCACUGGGAUGGCUUUGUUUCAAAGCCAUGGGUGGCUGGAGUGCCACUGGCCGCUUCCGGACGGCGCAUUCGAGGCAUCCCUCACCGAGCUUUUCCAGCGCCGCUGCAGGGCGGAACCCAGGGCUACAGCCUUGCGCGUUCCGGGUACUGCCGAGGCAUGGACGCGAAAGGACCUGGCGGCAGCGGCAAGCCGUGCCGCAGUGGCGCUGCAGCGCCACCUUCCCAUCGCAUCGGGUGCAUGUGUGGCGCUUGGUGUUGAUGAAGGUCCGGCGAUGGUCGUCCUGCAACUGGCCGUGAUGGAGGCGAGGCAUUUCUUCUUGCCCUUGGACCUUCGGCAGCCGCCGGGACGCCUGGAGGUGAUGCUGACUUCCGCAGGUGCAGGCUUGCUGCUGGCUUUCGCAGCUUCCCUGGGCUCCAUUUACACGCCACAGGGCUGCCUCCUGGUGAGCGCUGAGGAGGUGCUGGGGGCCGCCCCAGUAUCAGCAAAGACACCGGAGCUCGGCCCUGCUCCCGAUGAUCUUUGCUAUGUGCAGUUCACAUCCGGGAGCACCGGCAAGCCCAAAGGCGUAUUGUGUGAACACCGCCAAGCUGCUUGGUAUGCUCUGUCAAAGGCAGCAGCAGAGGGUGUCGACGAAUCCUCGUGUCUCAUGCUGACGGCAGCCUUCACCUUCGAUCCUUGCCAGGGCGAUAUCUUUUGUGCACUGGUUUCCGGCGCAGUGCUUGCCCUCGUGCCGCGCGUGCGUCUGCUACAGGACUUGACACAGGUCCUCCGGCAAUCGCAGGCCAGCCACUUGUGUGCGACCCCGGCGCUGUGGCGUCUUGUCGACGAUGCCGAACUUCCGCAUCUGCGGUUCCUGGCACUCGGUGGCGAGAAGAUGCCGCCGGCCAUGGUCCGGAAGUGGGCGCCGCUCCUGCAGCUGAGGAACGUCUACGGCGUGACGGAGGCCACCGUCUACCAAACGGCCAUGCAGAUGACUUCGGAGACCCGGCCACAGACGGCCGGCUGGCCUUUACCCGGAGUACAGGUGAAGAUUGUAGGUUGGGAGGAGGCUGAAGAGGAAGAAGAAGCUGAGGAAGGCGAGAUCUGCCUGGGUGGUCCUGGCCUGGCCCGUGGCUAUCUUGGACUUCCAGCCUUGACGGAGGAGCGGUUUCGGAGGCUGCCUGGCGGAGGAGGUCGCUGCUAUCAUACCGGGGACUCUGGGCGAUGGCUUGCCUCCGUGGGCUCGCAUCCUUGCCUGGAGGUGCUCGGACGCCGGGACUCGCAAGUAAAGCUCAAUGGAGAGAGGAUCGAGCUGGGAGAAGUGGAGCAGCUGCUGGGCAUGAGCCCUGUAGUUACUCAGUGUGCCGCCAUGCCUUGGGGAGAUCAGGGCAACCUCUUGGCGUUCGUCGUCUUGGCCAAAGGCGAGGCGUUGGAUGGUUUGGCUUACUUGGCGCUCAUGGCCCACUGUGACAGCCACCUACCGCGGAUCAUGCGACCUAGGAGGCUGGUGGCCCUGGACACUCUGCCUGUCACACCGAACGGGAAGAUUGACCGGAGAGCUUUAAUUGCUCCCCAGCUCGCCACGGAAGUGGACAAAGACGUCGAACGAGAGCCUCUGUCGCCUCUGGAAGAAGCCAUCGCCGCGGCAUGGACCUCGGAGCUCUCACUGAAGAACCAUCUGGGUCCUGGGGCGGAUUUCUAUUUGCUUGGAGGAGGUAGUGUGCACGCAGUUCGUGUAACACGCCUCCUGCGUGCGGUGCUGCAUGGCGGUGGUGGUGGAAAGGCAAAGUGGGCUGAGGGCACCAGUGACUGGCGUAAUCCUGCUGGAGAUGCUUCUUUGUUCCUACCGCCCGAACGAGCCGGCGAUGCGGAGUGCCAUUUCGGUUUGUGCGACGGAGGCCCUUUCGCUCCCUGCGCUCUUCUCGAGCGACCUGUGCUCCGGAACUACGCAUCCUUCCUGGCGGAAGCCGGCGUUCGGGUUGGCAAAGACCCGACGACGGAGGCUGUGGACGCCGUGGACGCCGUGGAAUCGGACCCUGGAGCAAACUUGCCUCGAGCUCUGGAGACUGCCCUUCGAAGCGGCCGGGAGGUGCUGGCGCACGCCCUGCUGCUAGCCAAAGCCUCAGCGACUGGAGGGCUGGAGCGAAGGCAGCGGGGGACAUGCCCGCUGCACUGGGCAGCCCAACGCUGCAGCGGACGUGUGGUGGGAGCGCUUUUGGCAUUCAGAGCCCACGUGACGCAGGCCACAGAGGCAGGGGCAGUUCCUGCCCAAGUGGCCGCAGCCGCCGGGAACGCCAGUGCGCUGCGUGCGCUGUUGGAGAACGGGACUCCCGCCUGUGUGCGCGAUGCUUCAAAGCAGUCCCUGUUGCAUUAUGCAGCCCGCUCCGGGAGUGUGGAUGUCAUCCGCCUGGCCGUUCAGCACGGUGCUGAGGUGGACUGUCGCGACAAGCAGCUGCGGACAGCCCUCCACUGGGCGGCCCUCUCUGGUGAUGCGGCAGUGGUGGCAGCGCUGUUGGCAGCGGCCUGCGAUCCGCAGCCGCCGAAGGUUUCUGCCUCACUGCACGAGCGGCGAACGCGGCUCGCCCAGGAGUCGCCGCUGGAACUGGCAGUUUCCAGGCAUCCAGCGAACAACGAGUUGCAUUCUUUGCUGCGUGCUGCAGAGCAGGAGAAAAUGCGCGCGUCUCGUAGUGCCAAGCGGAUUCUCCGGGUUUUCAAGACGGAGCACUUCGCCUCGGCAGAUGCGGUGCUGCUGGAGCUCAAGGGCCAGCGUUGCUUUCGGGUGGCCGUGCUCCUUCCAGAGACGGAUGCGACCUCGGACGCUGCGGUGGUCUUGGAGGAGCGCGGCCCAGACCAAGGGACCUGGGUCCUCCAAAUCGAGCAGCUGCCACUUGGGUCGGUGCUGCAGAUCUUCGAAGCCUGCGCAGCCCCUCAGAGCUGCCAAGCCUUCAGCGCGGCCAGCGAGGCCGACGACGGGGCUUCUAGCGCUGCUGCCCUGCUGUUGGGUCGGGAGCUUCUGGCUUUGCAGCAGCAAGGACUGCAGCCACUGGCCGGAAGCACAGAGUUCUCGCAGCUUCGUGCCACUGAGCCGCUCCGGACAAAGCGAGAGUUCCAGAUCUUGCAGGGCCAGGAUUGGGCAGCCCGAUACUACCCCACAGCGCGCGGGGAGGGCGUGGAGGGCCCCGGAAAUGCCCACGGACGGAACUUUCGCGUCACCUCACUGCCUUCCGACUGCAUGCAGCUGGAGAUCCUGUGGGACCUGCUUGGGCGAAAGGUCACCUGGAAGUUUCUGAAUGCCGCCGAGCAGGAGAUACAAGCCGGCGAGAAGAAAGCCGCGGCAAAGAGGGGAGCCAAAGCACGCUCCGAACCGCGCAGCAAGGCCUCAAACAGGGGCCCGUACUUCCUCGUCGGCUCCUGGGACAACUGGAAAGGUUUUGCAGAGUUUCUACCUUUUGGCGACUCUUUCCGGACGAAGGUGAAGGUUGGUUUGGGCAUGAAGCGGGUGGAGUUCCAGGUCGUUGUGGCUCGGGACUGGAACCGGCGCUUCCAUCCCACCUCAUCAGGCCGUGUCAUAGCCCAGCGUUCUGAGUCUUCCGGCGGUGGAUGGAUAAUGAAUACUUAA